Messenger RNA from Dibothriocephalus latus, 465 nucleotides. The record is from the annotation of a GenBank genome assembly. Lineage: Eukaryota; Metazoa; Platyhelminthes; Cestoda; Diphyllobothriidea; Diphyllobothriidae.
AUGACCGUUAACAUGAAUGGAGGACAGUCGGAUCAUAUUUUCGAAGGGACUGAGAAACUACUAGAGAUGUGGUUUUUCGGUCCAGAGUCGGAUAUACAUGGAAAUAGAGCUCAAAUUCGACACAUCCUUGACCUGGCACGGUGCACUGUUUUGGCUGAAAUCCACAACGAGUUUCAGAUACUCUUCCUCAGUGAGAGUAGUUUAUUUAUCACACGGAACCGAAUUAUUCUGAAAACAUGUGGAAAGACAACACUCCUUAAAACCUUGGAACCGCUAACUGAAUUUGCCUACGAACUUGGCUUUACGAAAUAUGUGCUUUACUAUUCCAGACGGUCUUACUUGUUUCCGGAACUGCAGCCACCUUUACAGAGAGACUUUUCAAAUGAAGUAAGUGUGUACAUCGACAGAAAACAUGCUGAUUAUUUUGCCGUCAUGUUUCGCAUGUUUGUUUAUUUACUAGAUUAG